AUGACAUCGGCAAGUCUAUCACAAAAUAUUGAAACAGAUGUUCAACCAACAAUAGAUGCUGCAGUGCAACUACUUAUUGAAAAAUCAGCGGAUUUAGUGUUGAAUUGUGAGGCUAUUUUGUUUACUAGUGGUGCUGGAAUGGGCGUCAGUAGUGGACUAGGCACAUUUAGAGGUGUUGCAGCUGGUGUUUGGCCACCUUUGUUGAAACAUCCAAAAUUAGACUUCACUGAUAUGAGUAAUCCACAAUGGUUUAGAAAGUCGCAAGGAAAUAGUGAUCAACACAAUACGGCUAACUUUGGUUAUGCUUUUUGGGCAUACAGAUACAAUGCUUAUACAUCAGCUGCUCCACAUUUAGGUUAUGAAAUUGCAAAAAAAUGGAGUGAAUUGAAUCAUGUAAAAUCUUCAUUCAGUUUUACUAGUAAUAUUGAUGGCCAUUGGAUAAAAUCAGGUUGGAAUGAAUCAGCAAUUAUGGAAUGCCAUGGUUCUGUUCAUUAUAUGCAAUGUAUUGAUUCGUGCCGUAACGCUAUAUGGGAUACUAAGAAUGAAUUGCAAUUGAAGGUGGAUCCAAAGACAGAUUGUGCUAUUGAUACUUUACCUACAUGUCCUUAUUGCAACGCAUUAGCACGACCAAAUGUACUGAUGUUUGGUGAUGGGGAAUUUUUAAGCGAAAGAUUAGAUAAACAAAUUUCUAAUUACCGACAAUUUACAUCCAACAUUGCUACGACAAAACCUACAUUAUUAAUCAUUGAAUUAGGAGCUGGUACCGCUGUUCCAACCGUGAGAAUACAAAGUGAAAUAACAUUCGCUGAUCCAAGAUGGACAGCUGAUUUUAUUCGGAUCAAUCCAUUUGAAGAACAUUCACGGAUUAGUUCCUAUUCUAAAAAGGGAAGUAAAAGGCAAGCAAUCGAAAUUCCUCUCGAUGCAUUAACAGCUCUGAUAUUAAUUGAUGAAGCAAUGAAGAAGAAAUUGAAGCAAUCAUAA
Messenger RNA from Rotaria socialis, 981 nucleotides. The record is from the annotation of a GenBank genome assembly. Lineage: Eukaryota; Metazoa; Rotifera; Eurotatoria; Philodinida; Philodinidae.